CGCCCUGAGGCCUCGCUCCUUUUCCCUGCCCUGGUCUUGGCCAGGCGAGCACCAGGGCGAAGGUUUCCUUGGCGCCGCGCCGGGGCUUGUGACGCCGCCUCACGGGCCUUUUUGACACCCAGGUGAGCGAGGCAUUCCUAGAACGCGCCCGCCGGGCCAUGCCCUUCGCCGGACGCGGCCACUGAGGAGCAGGCAGUGAGGGAAACGGGGAGGGCCCUUGGCGCCCUUAUUAAUGCGGCGCCCGCCUGCUUACGCUGCCUUUCGAAGAGCUCGGCGAGCCGGUCGUUGGUUCUGGCAGUCGGCUGCCCGCUGCCUUCCUUUGGGCAGCGAUGGAGUUGUGCAGCUCCUUCUGCAGCUGGAGCGCCGAUUUCUGGCGGGGCGUCUCCGGCCCGGCAGAAGAGCGGCUGCUCCACCUGAUGAGCUACGGGAUGCUGGGCUGCAUGCUGGUGGCGGUGGUGCCGAUCUAUUUCUUCGGGAUCCCUUACGGCCGCUACACCUCGCGCUCCUUCGGCUUCCCCAUUCCCGCCACUUUAGCCUGGACGGUGCAAGAAUCGCCUGCUUCCCUCGUCCCUCUCCUGCUCAUCCUCUGCAGCGACAGUGUCCGCCUCACCUUCUGGACGAACCGGAUCCUCCUGGGACUCUUCCUCAUCCACUACGCGUACAGAUCAUUCAUCUUUCCUUUCUUAAUUCGUGGAGGAAAGCCAACACCAUUGAUUCCAUUUUUGCUAGCAUUUCUAUUUUGUUUGUGUAAUGGGUAUAUGCAAGGCCGGAGCUUGAGUGAGUAUGUGGAAUAUCCAUCAAACUGGCUAAUAGAUCCACGUUUCAUUUUAGGUUUUAUAGCAUGGAUAACUGGUCUGGCAAUUAAUAUACAGUCUGAUCAUAUUUUGAGGAAUCUUAGAAAACCGGGAGAAACAGGCUAUAAAAUACCAAGAGGAGGAAUGUUUGAAUAUGUAACUGGAGCAAACUACUUUGGAGAGGUUCUUGAAUGGUUUGGAUAUGCUCUUGCUUGCUCAACUAUCGAAAGUGUAGUUUUUGCCAUCAGUACACUAAUCGUAUUGGGAAACAGGGCACAUAAACAUCAUAGGUGGUACUAUGAGAAGUUUGAAGAUUACCCACAGAAAAGGAAGAUUCUAAUCCCAUGGGUGUUCUGAGCUCUUCACCUUGGUUGUCAAUUCUGAAUAACUCACGUUACUUAGAAGACACUGACUAAAUUACUUCUGGUGUUAUUGCAGAAAAGAGAGGUUGACGGAUACGUGUUCCAUAAGCAAUUGUAACGUAAAAUACUGCACUGGAUGAUAGAGCAGUAACACAUUUUAUUUACUGCUUAUGUGAAGUGGUACAUUGAACUGUGAAAGUCUUCACCUAUGAACCUGGGAAAUUUUUAUACCUCAUAUAAACAUAAGAAAAUAGCUUA
Messenger RNA from Pogona vitticeps (central bearded dragon), 1414 nucleotides. It is a transcript of the gene SRD5A1, whose product is annotated as steroid 5 alpha-reductase 1. The record is from RefSeq and is a predicted model, not a curated record. Gene Ontology annotation, molecular function: 3-oxo-5-alpha-steroid 4-dehydrogenase activity. Gene Ontology annotation, cellular component: membrane. Gene Ontology annotation, biological process: steroid biosynthetic process. NCBI's taxonomy places the organism in Eukaryota, Metazoa, Chordata, Lepidosauria, Squamata, Agamidae.